Molecule: messenger RNA, 912 nt
Organism: Candidozyma haemuli
Lineage: Eukaryota; Fungi; Ascomycota; Pichiomycetes; Serinales; Metschnikowiaceae
Product: sterol desaturase family protein
Exons: 2
Coding region: 1-912 (303 amino acids)
Biological process (GO): ergosterol biosynthetic process
Molecular function (GO): C-4 methylsterol oxidase activity; iron ion binding
Source: RefSeq, a predicted model, not a curated record
AUGGUUAGCGCCGUUUAUCACAGCUACGCGGGCUUCUCGAACGUCACCACUUUUGCUGAUGCGUUCGAGAACUUCUCGAGAGUUACCGACUUGAACUAUGUGGAAAAGCUCUGGGCUUCCUACUACUACUGGAUCAACAACGAUCUUUUCGCUACUGGUCUCUUCUUCUUCUUGAUGCACGAGAUUAUGUACUUUGGUCGUUGUUUGCCAUGGGCCAUUAUUGACCGUAUUCCAUACUUCAACAAGUACAAGAUCCAGGAGACCAAGGUUCCAAGCAACAAGGAGCAGUGGGAGUGCCUCAAGUCUGUUUUGAUUUCCCACUUCAUGGUGGAGGCCUUCCCUAUCUGGUUUUUCCAUCCUUUGUGUGAGAAGAUUGGCAUUUCUUUCUCUGUGCCUUUCCCUCCAUGGUGGAAGGUGGCCAUGCACUUGUCCCUCUUCUUCGUCCUUGAGGACGCUUGGCACUACUGGUUCCACAGAGGCUUGCACCACGGUGUCUUCUACAAGUACAUUCACAAGCAGCACCAUCGUUACGCUGCUCCAUUCGGCUUGGCUGCCGAAUACGCUCAUCCAGUCGAGGUCGCUCUUCUAGGCUUGGGUACUGUUGGCAUUCCUAUUGUCUGGUGCUACUUCACCAGAGACUUGCAUUUGUUCACCAUUUCUAUCUGGAUCUGCUUGAGGUUGUUCCAGGCUGUUGACGCCCACUCUGGUUACGAGUUCCCAUGGUCUUUGCACCACUUCCUCCCAUUCUGGGCCGGUGCUGACCACCACGACGAACACCACCACUUCUUCAUUGGCUCUUACGCUUCCAGUUUCAGAUGGUGGGACUUCGUCUUGGACACCGAGGCUGGUCCAAAGGGCAAGAUGAACAGAGAGAAGAGAAUGAAGAAGAACGCGGAGAAGAAGAUCCAGUAA